Messenger RNA from Nannospalax galili (Upper Galilee mountains blind mole rat), 1035 nucleotides. RefSeq names its product taste 2 receptor member 38 (gene Tas2r38). Bases 1 to 1035 code for a protein of 344 amino acids. Gene Ontology annotation, molecular function: bitter taste receptor activity; G protein-coupled receptor activity. Gene Ontology annotation, cellular component: membrane. The record is from RefSeq and is a predicted model, not a curated record. Gene Ontology annotation, biological process: G protein-coupled receptor signaling pathway; detection of chemical stimulus involved in sensory perception of bitter taste; sensory perception of taste. NCBI's taxonomy places the organism in Eukaryota, Metazoa, Chordata, Mammalia, Rodentia, Spalacidae. The transcript has a single exon.
AUGUUGACUCUGACUCCUGUCUUAACUGUGUCCUAUGAAGCCAAGAUUGUGUUCCUGUUCUUUUCUAUCCUGGAGUUUGCAGUGGGGAUCCUGGUCAAUGCAUUCAUUGUCUUGGUGAAUUUGGGGGACGUGGUAAAGAGACAGCCAUUGAAGAAUUGUGAUGCUGUGUUGCUGUGUCUCAGCGUCACUCGGCUUUUCCUGCAGGGGCUGCUGCUUUUGGAUGCUAUCCAGCUCACCUGCUUCCAGCAGAUGAAAGACCCACUGAGCCACAACUACCAAGCCAUCCUUACUCUUUGGAUGAUCACAAACCAAGUGAGCCUCUGGCUUGCCGCCUGCCUUAGUCUCCUCUACUGCUCCAAGAUUGUCCGUUUCUCUCACACCUCCCUGCUCUGCUUGGCCAACUGGAUCUCCAGAAGGAUUUCCCAGAUGCUUCUAGUUACUGUUCUUUUCUCCUCUAUCUGUGCUGUCCUCUGUUUGUGGGACUUUUUCAGCAGAUCUCACUUCACAGUUACAGCCGUGGUACCCAUGAACAAUAAUACAGAGCUCGAUUUGCGAAUUUCAAAAUUCAAUUUCUUUUAUUCAUUUGUCUUCUGCAAUGUGGGGUCUAUCCCCCCUUUUCUAUCCUUUCUGGUUUCUUCUGGAAUGCUGGUUGUCUCCUUAGGAAGUCAUAUGAAGAACAUGAAGUCCCAAACCAGAGACUGUCGUGACCCCAGCCUGGAGGCCCACAUCAGAGCCAUUGUAUUUCUGGUCUCCUUUCUCUGUUUCUAUGUGGUAUCAUUCUGUGCUGCCUUAAUCUCCAUGCCCUUACUGGUGCUUUGGCAUAAUAAGGGAGGAGUGAUGGCUUGUAUAGGGAUGAUGGCAGCUUGCCCUUCUGGACAUGCAGCCAUCCUGAUAUCAGGUAAUGCCAAGCUGAGGAGAGCAGUAAAGGCUAUGCUAUUAUGGGUUCAAAGCAGUUGGAAGGUAAGAAGUGUUCACGAGACAGUUCUCAGGAUACUGAUAAGACAUGAAAGGGGCUCCUCACAAAUACACCCCUAA